Molecule: messenger RNA, 4176 nt
Organism: Ahaetulla prasina
Lineage: Eukaryota; Metazoa; Chordata; Lepidosauria; Squamata; Colubridae
Gene: RO60
Product: Ro60, Y RNA binding protein
Exons: 9
Coding region: 206-1822 (538 amino acids)
Cellular component (GO): ribonucleoprotein complex
Molecular function (GO): RNA binding
Source: RefSeq, a predicted model, not a curated record
CCACGAGACCCGCUGCCCCAUCCGGCGCCCUCCCUCCCUUGUUUUGUGCUGCGAGAGGGAAGUUGUCAGGCGGUCUUGGCGGGCCGAGGAGGAGUGACCGGAGGGAGCGUUUGAGGAGAAACCCGAUCCUUUCCUUGGGGCUCCCGAAAGCCGCGGAGGCUGCCGUAGUGACACGCAAGAGGAGACGUCUUUAUACUGGGAAGUAAUGGAAGAAGGAGCAAGUCAAAUGCAGCCCUGCAAUGAAAACCAGCUAUCAAACUCUGAAGAUGAAUGCGGGUGGCAAGUUACUGACAUGACUAGACUGCGCCGUUUCUUGUGUUUUGGUUCUGAAGGAGGUGCAUUCUAUGUCAAAGAACAAAAGCUGAGCUUUGAAAGCGUAGAUGCUCUUUUGAGGCUUAUUGAAAGUGGCAAAGGUUAUGAAGCAGUACAAGAAAUAAAGACUUUCAGCCAGGAAGGUAGAGCAGCAAAACAGGAUCCAGUAUUGUUUGCACUUGCCAUUUGUUCACAAUGUUCUGAUGCCAAAACCAAACAAGAAGCUUAUAAGGCUGUCCCUGAAAUUUGUCGUAUACCAACCCACCUCUUCACCUUCAUCCAGUUUAAAAAGGAUCUGAAGGAGGGCAUGAAUUGUGGCAUGUGGGGCCGUGCCCUGAGAAAAGCUGUUUCAGUUUGGUACAAUGGAAAGAAUGACAUGGCUAUUGCUUUAGCGGUGACAGCAUACAAGAAGAAAGAUGGCUGGUGCCAUAAAGAUCUUCUCAGGUUAUCACAUCUAAAGCCUGCAAAUGAAGGCCUGGCCAUUGUCACUAAGUAUGUAAUGAAGGGAUGGAAGGAAGUCCAAGAGACAUAUAAAGAGAGCAGACUUUCUGCUGAGGCUGAAAAAGUGUUGAAGUAUUUGGAAGCAGUGGAGAGGGUAAAGCAUACAACGGAUGAACUGGAAGUGAUUCAUUUGAUAGAAGAGCAUAGUUUAGUUAGAGAACACCUCCUGACAAGUCACUUGAAAUCUAAAGAGGUAUGGAAAGCACUGCUACAGAACAUGCCCGUAACAGCAAUAUUGAAGAACCUGGGAAAAAUGACAGCAAAUUUUGUUCUUGAACCAGGAAGCUCAGAGGUAGCAAUGGUUUGUGAAAAACUAAAAAAUGAAAAACUUCUUAAAAAGGCUCAAAUACACCCAUUCCAUAUUUUGGUUGCAUUAGAAAACUAUAAAGGAGAGCGUGGUUAUCGAGGAAAACUGCGCUGGCAACCAGAGAAGGACAUCUUGGAAGCUCUAAAUACUUCAUUUUACAAGUCCUUCAAGGCAUUAGAACCAAUGGGGAAGCGUAUCUUAGUUGCAGUUGAUGUUAGUGAUUCUAUGUUACAAAAGGUUUUUGGUAGUGUGCUGAAUGCUAGUACCAUUGCUGCAACAAUGUGCAUGGUUGUGGCACGCACUGAAAAAGAUUCCCACAUUGUUGCUUUUUCCCAUGAUAUAGUUCCUUGUCCUGUGACUGAGGAUAUGACUUUACCACAAGUAUUACAGAAAAUGUCAGAGAUUCCAAGGGGCGCCACCAAUUGUUCUUCUCCAUUGCUCUGGGCCCAAAAGACAGGUGUAGAGGUUGAUGUUUUUAUUAUCUUCAUGGAUAGUGAGACCGUUGCUGGAGAUGUUCACCCUGCCACAGCGUUGAGACAGUAUAGAGAGAGAAUGGGUAUUCCAUCCAAGUUAAUCGUUUGUGGAAUGACAUCCAGUGGCUUUACUGUUGCAGACCCAGAUGACAGAGGAAUGCUGGAUAUUUGUGGUUUUGAUACAGGAACACCUGUUGUCAUUCAAAACUUCAUUUUGGAUUUGAUCUAAACCUGUGAGCACUCACUUUUUCUAAAGCUAUUAACUUCCUGAAGAAUUGACUGGGGGAGCUAUCAAUUGCAUUAACAAGACACCAUUAAUUCAAGACUAAGUUUCAUACUCCUGUUGGGAGUAUUAACAUUUUAAAAAAGAUGUAAAAACAGCCAGUGGCAAACUCUUACUUUCUGAACAUGCUGUUUACAUCUGUUGUGCAUAAUUCUAGGUUUCCUAUUGGUUUUUAGAACUAAACAUGGAAUACAGUGAAUGCUUUUAAUUUUUUUAUGUUAGUUUAACUACGGCAAUGUGUUCCAUUACUGAAGAUUUUAUUUUCCUAGAAUGAAUAUAUUGUGUUAAUCAUAGGGAAUCAAAGGAUGAGACAGGGCUUCAUCUUUUUACACUAUUUCAGGUUAACAACUGUUUGAUUGGAAUAAUUUAUUCUAUUAUCUGGGAAAAAUGAGCCACAUAUGCACUAGAGAUUAUAUUACUUCUAUUAUUGCUCAUUACUUCUUAUUACUUUAUGGAACAUUUACCACUGGCAACUUGAUGCUCUCCUUGUUUUUAGCAAAGAUUUUGUAUUAAGCAAUGCUGGGAAAUUUGGAAACAACAAAUUAUUCCCAGGGAUAUUGAUUUGAUGAUUGUACUUUAGCCUUCUAAAUUCUUGUUUUUAAAAAAGGUCUUGCAAAAAACAUCAAUUUUGUGCACGUUAUGGUCUAAUUCAAUGUUUCUCAAAUUUGACAACUUUAAGAUGUGUAGACUUCAAUUAGAAUUCCCCAACCAGCAUAUUGCCAAGUUUGAGAAACACUGAUCUCACUGGACUGUGUUUUAUUUCCUGACAAUGAAUAGUAGAAGGUUUAUCAAGCAAGUAGUUUUUUUUUAUAGAAUCAGAAUAUCAGAAAAUAAAAAAUGUUUUCUGAUGUUCUUUAUAGAAAAUGUGAUUUAUCAUAUCUCUUGAAGUAAGAGAGAAAAAGGCAAAACAUGAUAGCUGAUCUGUCUUUCUGUACAUGUUAACAUUUGCAAAGUAGUCUUUUUGUAUCAGCAUAUCUACUUAAAUGUAGAGUUGCUGUGAGAGCAAGACAGCUGAUUAUAUGCCGUUUUAAUUUAUAUAGACUCUGCACAUGAACAAUUGGUCAAAAAGAGCUUUCUUGCUCAAAUUCUGUGCUGAAUGGGCCUUGCAAGCAGGGCCUAAAAUACUAUUAUUCCUGCCUUACCAUCAGGUUGGUUUGCAUAGGGAUUAUAUGUUCCUAAAGCAUGUAAUUUAAUGACAUUCACCCUUUGUUGACUCCUUUGUGUCCUAAUGCAAGGACCAUCACUGCUGGUAGGCAAAUCAAGAUUAAGGAGGUGGUAAGGAGAUAACCUGUUGCUGAUCUGAACUUGGCAUUCCGGUUGGGCCUGUUGGGAGUUGUGCCAUUCCAGAUGUUGCUGAACUCCAAAUUCUCCAUCUUUGUCCUAGAAAAUAAGUUCAUGUAAACAAUACAGUCUCUUUUAAUUGAACAGAAGAGUUAUAAGUUAGUAAAUUGAUGGGCUGAGCAAGAAAGAAGCAGAUUAUAUAGAAGACUGUUUCACAACUGAUAUUGCUGUUCCUUUUCUUCCCAUGUUACAGUCCCCUAAACCGAACCCCCUAUAAAUCAGGAAACCUUUCUGUGUCAUAUGAGCAUUAGUGUGGAAACAGUUUCCUAUAUUUAAGGCUUCUUAACUCAAUGCAUCAAUAUCCAGCUUGGUACAAAAUUACUCUUCUUGGUUUGGGUAGUUCUCCUUUGCUGCAAUUCUAUGACAUGCAGUAGCAGGAAAAAUCAGGAAAAAAAUUAUGGCAGUGUUUACUGUAAUGCAGGAUUGGCAAACUGAUGAAGACGAAAACUAACCAAAUUCGACUAGCCAAGUCACAAAAGACUUAAUAGCUACAUUUGCAUUUUCAUUGAGCAUAUGGUGCUUGCAGACAAAUUUGUCACAAAGCCAGGCUUAAUAGAGUAUUGUGACCUAUGAACAUAUCAUUUGUCUUUGAAAAAACACCAUCCAUUGACUUAGAAAAUUGAGAAAAACGUUAGUGUUGAAUGGGUAACCUUUCCCCUCUCUAUUCUGUUAAAGUGCACUUCCUGGCCUCCCUCAUUGUUAGUCAGAUUUAUAAUUUAAUAACAUCUGGAAAGAACUAUUUCUCCACCUUUGGGUAAUGUACACGUAUGUACAUUUGUAGUAUCAUACAUUCUGUAACCAAAUCCUCUUCAUGAAUUCAAGUUGAUAACCUUGUAAACAAUUGGUAAUCAAGAUUGUGACAAUUAUCUCCUCCUUACCUAAAGAUUUUCACUGUGUACUUAUGAUAGCUAUUCACAUUUUUUCAUAAUUCCAGACAUAAUGUAUACCAUUUUUAAGAU